CUUCAAGAAUCAAUGUUAGUUGGUGUGAAUUACUGAUUAGAAAAAGAUUACUGGAUAAAAGGGUGGAAAUGCUAAUUUGAUCUCUUCAGGAAACAUAUCUUUAUCUUGGUGUUAAAUAUCUAUGGAUAGUAGAUUAUUACUGCAAUUUACCCUUUUGUGUGAUAUUUGCAUCAGUUCAUCCAGAGGAAAUGGUAAAACGGAUUCUUAUAUUGUAAUUCAGUAUAUGUAGUAGUUGAAAGAAGAUAGGCGGUAGUUCAAAGCAAUAGAAAUGCAUGGAUGGAGCUAAAAAGGAAUUCUACAUCCGACAAUGAGGUUGACUUAACAUUGCAAAUUUUAGUCUAUGCGUGGAAGUUUUCUAUGCCUUAAAUAAUCCCACCUUGACUUUGCCAAUGAUGAAAAUCAACUAAUCUAGUUUGAUAAAUAAUUUUCAUGUUAGCUACUCUGGAGUUAUGUAGUUGACUGUCUGUAGUAUCUUACCUGUUCAUAUAAAAACAUGGAAGAAAUCCAGGUGACCUUUCAAAAAGUCAACAAUUAAUGUCAAAAAACUGGUGUCUAAUAAUACUGCUUUCCUUUUUUUUUAAAUAGAUAAAUCUCAGAAAUAUAUUUCUAAUAAGCUUUGUAAAUAUAUGAAUUGGUGCACGUCUUUUUCAUGUUUUUUUUUUUUGAAAUAAAAUUUAUCAUUGUAUGAGGCAAUAUGUUGACAUCGUAGGCAAUUAAUUGAUUAGUAGAAGUGUGAAAAGGCUGGAAUAUGAAGUGCUAAUCAUCGACACCGCAAGUUGGCUUUUGUUUUCAGGUCCAAUUUAUGGCACUAUUGAUGCAAGCGUCAGACAAAGACUCGUAUUAAUUACUUUUAUUAUUAGCAGCAGUAGCAGUACAACUUUUACUAUUAGGAUGUUGAUAUGAUGAAAGUGAAAUAUGAAGCAUAAGAUUUUUUUAAAUCUGACCAAGUUUUGAUCAGACACUCAUCCCCAUCUUUCAAAGGACUGCAUGUUAAUGGUGAAACAUCUUGCAGAAUAGGGCACCAUCUGAAAUUUAACAAUUUGAAUUCAAGCUUGAUUCUGAGGAUUGUAUUUGCACAGCAUUAUUAUUUUUUUCAAAUGAAAAUCAAUUGGCAAGCUAAUUAACAUAGAAGUCAUAACCUUGUGCUUAUCCCCACUGUCUUUUUCCAACAUUUGAGUCCCUGUUGGUGUCUUGAGACAUCCCCCAUAGAUUCCCAAAGUUAGCCAAGGACAAGAAGAAACAUACAAAGUCUCCAAUUUUAUUUACUUAAUUCUCUUGUUAUGCCGAUGAUAAUUGCCUUUACGCUUGUUGUACUCCAUCUUUUAGAAAAUUGUCCCCUACACAGGUCAAUGCAAGCUUUAGUUUGCUUGCUUUAAUGGUUAAAGAAAUUACACCUUUCCUUUUGUUAUUUUCUUCUGUAGUGCUCGACAAGGUGUGAAGCAGAUCUCCAUCCAUAAAGAGAGUUAAUUGUUUGAAUAAAAAAGGUGAUGGACUUUUGGUGGAAUGAUUGGUAUAUCUCAAUUACUAAAUCAUAUAUUCUUUGUCUCAGCAGCUGCAUGGCUAGAGGUCUUUUUUAAUUCCUGUGAAUGCACUCGGUUCCUUUUUGACCUCCAUAUCUUAAUGAUAUGUAUAUGCAAUUAAAUACUCGAAUAUAUAUAUAUAUAUAUAUUGGGCUCAUGUUCCUCUGUACACACUGUUAAUGGCGUUGUGUGUAUGCCCUUGAUACUUUUACACCUUUCUGAAGCUUUUGUAUAGCCAAUUAAUGGAAAGCACUGGUGUUGUAUGUAUGCUCUGUAGAAACUAAAGCAGUCAUAUUCAUAUAUAUCAUUAUAAUCUCCGUUAGUCUUCAGUCUAAUCAACAAUAAACAAACACUAACUUUUGGCUAAUCCGCAAUGCGAUGUUAGGUGGGAUCAAGGCAAGUCUUCUCUUUGCCGGUUUUGAUUAUUAAUAAUAGCUCCUGUCUUGCGAGUUGCGACUUUGGAAGAGAGGCCCGAGCACUAAUGGCGCAUGUCAUGGACUUGGUCAACAAUAUUAUGCCAGAUUAGAGAUCGAUUAAAUAAAAAUAUUUCACGUUGAAAUUGCUACAAAGGAAGAGAGCAAGAGAAAGAGAUGGGGAGGGCUCCCUGUUGUGACAAGGCGAAUGUCAAGAAGGGGCCAUGGUCAGCCGAGGAGGAUGCGAAGCUCAGAGCUUACAUCGAAACGAAUGGAACUGGAGGCAAUUGGAUUGCCCUCCCUCAAAAGAUUGGUCUGAAGAGAUGUGGAAAGAGCUGCAGAUUGAGAUGGCUUAAUUAUCUGAGGCCUAAUAUCAAACACGGCGGCUUCUCUGAAGAGGAAGACCAAAUCAUACUCAGCCUUUACAUAAGUAUUGGAAGCAGGUGGUCAAUCAUGGCAGCACAGCUACCAGGGAGAACAGAUAAUGACAUCAAGAACUACUGGAACACAAAGCUGAAGAAGAAACUUCUUGGCGACUACAGGAAAAUUAAUAACAGAUCAAAAAUAUCUCCUCAGUAUUCUCCAAUCAACCAAGAACACUCCAAUUUUCAGGGAGCAUUAAUAAACUCGGAAACCCUGAUCAGCGCAUCGACUGUGGAGAGGAUACGACUCCAAAUGUGCUACAUGAACAAGGGCAACAACGACAGUGCAUUUUGGCCUAUCUGCCAUGUCCAAGAGAGCCAACUUACCAAUUUGAUCACCUCUCCAAAGUUUGUGCAACAACAUGUGAAUCCCAAUGAUACAGUGUUCGAAUCAUCUCAGAUCAGGCAGGAAGUAGCUUUGCAGAAUUUGCAUGAAGAUACGAGUGGUUCGACGAUAGGGUUUUCGAUGCAGGAAGAGAAUGAUCAGCUGCGGGAGUUGGACUGCUUCAAGGAAUUACUAGAGAAGGAGAGUAUGAGUUGGUGGUCGAGUGAAGUGAAGGAAGAAGCAAUCUUUAGCUGCUCAGCUGAUUCUUUAUUGCUUCAAGAGUGCAUGAGAUUGUGAUCUGGACUCUAGAGAUUGCUGUCUAGUAAAUUUUGUUUCUUUUCAAUGAAUUGUGCAACCAUUAACAUAUCUCUGCCUUGCCAAUGAUUGUUGGAGAUAAAAUGCUUGUAUUUGACCUCCCAAUACUGUAAAACAUUAUUAGUUUGAGCUCAA
This is a messenger RNA of Zingiber officinale, 3130 nucleotides long. RefSeq names its product transcription factor MYB36-like. The record is from RefSeq and is a predicted model, not a curated record. Bases 2111 to 2977 code for a protein of 288 amino acids. Lineage: Eukaryota; Viridiplantae; Streptophyta; Magnoliopsida; Zingiberales; Zingiberaceae. The transcript has 4 exons.